AUCAAAGGAGUCGAUCGUCGCCUGACGCAAGGUGUGCUAAAACGAAUCAUUCCAGCAGUAGCUUCUACAAACGCUGUGAUAGCUGCUGCAUGUGCAUUGGAAGCGCUAAAGCUGGCCACAAACAUUGCCAAGCCCAUCGAUAAUUAUCUGAAUUUCACGGAUAUUAAUGGAGUAUAUUGUGGUGUUGUACACUUGGAGAAAGAUCCAGACUGCCCAACGUGUAGUGGAGGCUACGUUCAAAUGCAAUGCAAGGAGGAUGACACUCUACAAGAUCUCAUUGACAAACUUGUACUCAAAUUUCAUCUGAAGAAUCCCUCAAUUGAGACUGGAAAAGAAAAAUUGUAUAUGAUUAGUGAACUAAUUCCUGAGCUAAAAGAAAGAAGCGUUUUGAAUCUGUUGCGGCCACUCAAAGAGCUACUGUCACCUGGAGAAGACCUGUUGGUUGCUGACGAAGUGUUAUCGAAGUAUAUCUCUGCAGCUUUUCUGGCAAACCAUUUAACAAAAUGUCGACCUGAACCUAGACCCGACAGGAAGCUGUUGGAAAGGCCAACCAGAGCUGUCAUAGAAAAGCAAUUAGAACCAUCAAAUGAUGGAAGUCCACGGCAAUUGAAACAAUUACCAAUUCGUCCACCGAUAAUGCCUCCUUUACCUGAGCAAUUGAGUGAAUCAGAGAAAGGCUCGGUCAUUUGUCCUGUCCCUCGCUGUGGAGGACGAUUCACAAAUCAUGACAGCCUCUCCUAUCACUGUAUGAUUGAACAUUCGGAACUAGGAGCAGCAGGAACCCCUCAGGACUUUGCAAUACGGCAGUAUCGGUUCGAAACCAAGGAGGAGUACAAGGAAUGGUUGUACGAACGCUGUGAGGAGACUUGUACCUCAUUUUCCACCAAAACGUCAAUGUGGUCAGGUUAUGCGAUGUAUCGUUGCAAUCGAGCUGGCACCUUCAAAACUUCAGGAACUAUCCGCAGUGGUUGUACGUCGAAAAAGACGCAGUCACAUUGUUCCGCCUUCCUUAGGACGAGCGAGUAUACCGACGGAAGUGUAGAUGUGACUUGUUGUUUUGGCCACAUUUUUCACGAACUAGAUCCAACUGCUUUAAGGUUAAAUGAGCGGCAAUGUGGGGUGCUCCGAAAAGCUAUCGAGGAACAGAAAUGUCUUACUGAAAUUAGUGCUCAAAUGAGAGCUGAAUAUCCGCCUACAAAUCGUCUCCAUUAUACUACGUCGAACGAUAUACGGAAUCUUGCACUUCGAAUCGGUCUGCCUGUACACUUAAAAAUGAAAAAACCUGGUAAUACGGCUCCCGAAGGGAAUGCUGAAGAAGUAGAAGACCAAGAGAAUGUCGAAGACGAUGUUGUAUCUGAAGAUGCUCUGUCCGAAAGCAAUUCAUCGGAGCAUACGGAUUCGGACAUUGAUGAGGAUGAGCUAAUGAUGGAGCCCGAAGAGCAAGAGGAAGAGCAAGAGCAAGAUCAGCAAGGGCAGGAGGAACAUGAAACUCCAUUUUUUGGUGGGCAGACUGAAGAGGGUAAGAGGUCAUCGUCCCCUUCACCGGCUCCAGUUUCCUAUUCUGGUGAAGAUUCCGAUAGCCGUCCUAUGAGACUGAGACGAACUCCUCGACGAUUUACCAACGAGUAG
This is a messenger RNA of Haemonchus placei, 1629 nucleotides long. The record is from the annotation of a GenBank genome assembly. Lineage: Eukaryota; Metazoa; Nematoda; Chromadorea; Rhabditida; Trichostrongylidae.